Molecule: messenger RNA, 3909 nt
Organism: Mya arenaria
Lineage: Eukaryota; Metazoa; Mollusca; Bivalvia; Myida; Myidae
Product: acetylcholine receptor subunit beta-like
Exons: 13
Coding region: 766-2139 (457 amino acids)
Biological process (GO): monoatomic ion transmembrane transport; regulation of membrane potential; nervous system process
Cellular component (GO): neuron projection; synapse; membrane
Molecular function (GO): extracellular ligand-gated monoatomic ion channel activity; transmembrane signaling receptor activity; neurotransmitter receptor activity
Source: RefSeq, a predicted model, not a curated record
UUGAUAGCGUAUUUAGUUUCAUGUUUUCAAUGUGUUACACAAGCAAAUCGUGAUAAGCGUUUUAAUGCGAUGUAAAGCUACAAGUGUUAUGAAGGCAAAAAGCCAGACGGACUAUUGAUGAAUAAAUAGAUCUUAUAAUUAUUUGGAAGGUCAAACCAAAUCAACAAAAGUAGAAAAGUGGGACAAUUAUUUGUAAUUAAAAGAACGAUCACUACAAAAGUGAGCAAAUAAUGGAUAGUAUAUUGGAACUCUAUUCAACUGUCGAAAAAUGAAAGAAUAUGUGUUGAAGCUAUUGAGAACAAAUUGCCGAAUGCAUUGAUUGAGAGAGACACGGAGAUAAAAGACGAUUCAAUUAUUAGAUUUGUAGCAAAACAGUUGAGAUAAUAUGAGUACGCUUUCAAUAUAAUCUCAUUAUCACACAACGUUACGCGAAGACGAACCUCUUGAGUUUGAGCUUAAUUGUGAGUUCAUAAAAUUGUCGCGUUUAAAAAGAAUGUACACGGUCGGAGACUAGAACAAAUAGAUGUUAAAAGUGUGGCCGCUACGAUGUUAUUCAACGGUUUACACUUGUCAAACUGAAACAAUAUUCUUGAAAGAAGAAGACAAACGGAUUAUUCUUAAGAUAACAUUGUGUCCCAAAGUGUAACUAAAUAUCGGGGUAUGAAUCGUUCAACAAAAAUGUAAAAUACAACCAAUAGAUACUGGUUGGCAGAGAGUAAUUGAAAACGACAACAGGGAAACGAGGAUUUAAACCCAGCCAAACAGAUGCCCAUAUUAAAGAUGUUGAAAAUAGUUACUGUUAUAGGGAUGGUGCUUGUGACCGCCCAAGUCGGUGUGGGUAUCGCUCCCUCGUACAGUACGGACCUGGAGACAGCGCUGCGGACAUCUUUGUUCACAGGAUAUGAGGUUCUCCAGAGACCCAUGGAACAGGUCCCGGUGACAGUGUCUAUGAACCUGAUCACCAUCAAUUCUUUGGACAUCAAGGCACAGACACUUUCAACUUCCAGAUUCUUUCAACUUACGUGGCCUGACAAUCGACUUGAGUGGAAUACAAAUAGCAGUUAUGACAAUCUCCGAUUUUUGUUCACUACCGAAAAAUACGCCUGGGCUCCUAAACUCGUAAUUGAAAAUAGCGUAAAUGAUCUUGAAGUGUUCAGCGACGUCAACACUCUGGUCCGACUGAAUUCCGCAGGCACCGCUAGGUGGACACCAGGGGGCGUGUUCGAAACGAGUUGUGAGGCGGAUAUCACCUACUACCCACUUGAUACGCAGACAUGCAGCAUUGUUCUGACAACAUGGUCAUAUACUUCAAACGAGAUUACUCUGUCAUUUGACGACGACCCAUUCAUUUUGGACAACUUUAGUGAGAAUGGCGAAUGGGAGUUGCUUGAGACGUCAAACACUUCAGAAUCCGCCGGAAGGUCAAAGUCCGAGUCCUACACUUACGACAGACUGUAUUUCACCAUGAAGUUGAGGAGGAGGCCCCUUUAUCACAUUUUGAACACUAUCUUCCCAGUGAUUCUCAUGUCCUGUUUGAUCGUGUUCGUGUUCAAACUGCCACCUGAGUCGGGGGAGCGAGUCGGCAUGUCUUUGACAGUUUUGUUGGCCUACGCUGUGUACCUGACACUUAUAACAGACAAUAUUCCACAGACAUCACUAAGCGCCAGUAUUUUGUCCACAUACCUCACGAUAAUCCUAAUGUUGAGCACGCUCUCGGUGAUCUUCACGAUUGUCGUCCUUGACAUUUACUUCAACCAUGACGAUGACGAGGCGCCUCCUGAUUGGCUGCAGAAGUUCACAAAAAUAUUCUUGGUCAACAUAACGUGCUGGAAAGGACCAAGAAAGCGAGAAGGAUGUUGCAGAAAAGGGAAAGUAAAACCAUCUAAUGGCUCGGAUUCGCGCAUUGCUUUGGUCGAUCUGGAUAAUGUAAAAGAUGCCAAAACAAGGAUUAAUUCGCCUAGCCGCAAAGUGGCGCUGACAGAUGAUGAUCGAGAAAACAAAAACCCUGAGGACAAAAUAUUCUCGUGGAAGGAGGUUGCUCUAAUUCUGGAUCGCUUCUUCAUGUAUUUGUUCGUAUUUCUAGUGUUUACUGUAACCUUGGUUUGUUUGUCGAUUCUCGCUAAAGGUGGGCAGCAGUAAAUCGAACGUGUUAUUGUGUUGGUGGACAACAUAUGAAUAUUGUGUUUGGGCAUCAUUAAAUUGAACGUUUACUGUUAUUAUGCCAAAAUUAUGAUAAUGACUUGCAGUAUUUACACCAUUUUGCUAUAUCUGUAGGUUGCAGUGCUCGUUAUCAUUAAUAUUAGUUGUCAUGUCAGCGUGUGUAAGUUAGAAUUUCAGGAAACUUCGCGUAGCUUACUAUGCUUGCAUGAACGUUGCUUAAAAAUGUGUUUUUAUUAAAUAUUCGGGAACGCGUGCAUCAGUAUGCUAUACGAUUUUCUACUUCUUUAAAUAACUUUCUACUACUUUACAAUAUUGCUAAGUAGUUGAAAUAAUGUUUUAUAUUCGAAUGAUAACAUAUGCAUACCAUUCAUUAUAAAACUAUUAGCAGUUGCCAACGGCGAGUCUCUGAUAUGCUUGUUUGCAUGAAGAUACUACUGUAUAGUCUUAAUCAUGAUUACACCGUUUUCAUGGCGAUUAAAAGCUAUAUGUUGCAGUUCAAUGAACAUUUAAGUUUUAAAAAUAUUCAGACAUAAAGUACCAUAUUUGCUCGCUUUACUCGCUGAGUUUAUGCAUAUUUUUCGGAAAGAAUAUUAAAAUAAACUCUUGACUAGACGUAGUUAUUAGUGAGACUGUACGGUAUUAUUAGAAAUCGUAAGAAGAAUUUGAUCAUCGACGAGUCCUUAUCAUCGGCGAGUCCUUAUCAUCGACGAGUCCUAUUUUGUUAUUUCAUUAAACGAGUCCUUAUCAACGACAAGUGCUUAUGAUCGACGAGUUCUUAUAAUCGUCGAGCCUUUAUCAUCGACGAGUCCUAUUUUGUUAUUUCAUCAAACAUUAAAUAUGUUACUUAGACACCUUUACUUAGAAACAUCGUUCUAAGAGAAGCUGAUUCACUUUCACUCUGUAGUACGUGUAAACUUUUGCGUAGUAAUCGAUGUCUUUGUGAUGUUUGAGUGUACGCCAUAUUUUUUAAAAGAAAUUUGCUAAACUCCUGUGUGAUACUUGUACACAUGAAGUAGUUGUGUCUCUAGUUAAUUGUCGUAUGUACCUUUGCCUCGUACCUCUAAACUGGCUGUUUGUUUGCAAUUUUCCUACUGCGUUUAUCAGCGGGUUUUUUUUUUCAUUUUAUUGUUGACUGCUCUGUCAUCCAACACUUGCGCUUCUCAAAAUAAAACCGAACUACAAGACCAACACCGAACACAUUAAUUAAGUACACAAUACAUGGUAGCACAAUGAGGAAUACAAUUACAUAGUGUGUUGAAGAUGAAACCGUAAAAUAAAGCUUCACCUUCCUCCCCUCUGAAGCCUUCUGAAAUAAGACAAUACACAUUCAUAAAAAAAACAUUUAAAAAGAUUUGUUAAAUCUAUGGUAAUGAGGCUUCAUUCUGGUCAUACUCAAAACUGAGUAGAAAACUAUUUUUAUGCUUCCACGGAAGUAUCUAAGCUCACACAUACUAUAUUUCUUAGAAACAGCAAGUACUGUUGCCAUUUGCGAGUUACGCUUAUACUGUGACGACAUGUAGGAAACAAAUAUGACAAUUAUAGCAUGGACGUUUUGUAUUUUUUGUAUUUUCCAGUGUGUUGUGACAUCAUGUAUAUUCAUUGUCAUGUGAUAUGACGUAACUGUACCCUAUAUAGUAAGAUUGCCUUAUAUUAAACGUUUGCCAUGUGAUUUUGCGAAUUGCUUGUAAUGUUGUUUUGUACGUCUGUUGUAGGAAAUGUUACCGUGCCAAUAAAAUGUGAAUGUCUGUA